Messenger RNA from Penicillium verhagenii, 2292 nucleotides. RefSeq names its product lipid-binding SYLF domain-containing protein. Lineage: Eukaryota; Fungi; Ascomycota; Eurotiomycetes; Eurotiales; Aspergillaceae. The record is from RefSeq and is a predicted model, not a curated record. Bases 1 to 2292 code for a protein of 763 amino acids. Gene Ontology annotation, molecular function: phosphatidylinositol binding. The transcript has a single exon.
AUGUCUGAAUCGACCUGGGAAAAAACAAAACGAUUCUCUAAAAAGGGCUUCGAUAAAACAUGGGCUACAGUCGACAAGCUCGGCGCACCCGUCAAUCGCCUCUCCAAUAAACUCGGCGCAGAAGCCUUUUGGCCCAUGACCAUCGAUAAGGAAAGCGACAAGGCUGCGCGCAUCUUGCGCAGUUUCUGCAAGGAUGGUUUCUAUGCGCCCGAGACUGGAGAUGGACUCGACGACAGUGGAAAGAUCAAUCGCCCCAAAGGCAAGCAAAAGGUUAUAAAAAAGAUUCCCUCGCAGGUCAUCAAGAACGCCAAGGGUAUUGCCAUCUUCACCACCAUGCGAACCGGCCUUUGGGUGAGUGGUUCGGGUGGCAGUGGUGUUUUGCUGGCUAAGAUCGCCGAGACGGGCGAAUGGAGCCCUCCAUCCGGUAUCAUGCUGCACACCGCUGGCAUUGGCUUCUUGGCCGGUGUCGAUAUCUACGACUGCGUCGUCAUUAUAAACACAUACGAAGCCCUCGAUGCCUUCAAGAAGCUGCGCUGCACCCUCGGUGGCGAAGUCAGCGUGGCGGUCGGUCCCGUCGGAAUGGGCGGCGUGCUCGACUCCGAGGUACACAAGCGUCAGGCCCCGAUCUGGACCUACAUGAAGAGCAAAGGUCUUUACGCAGGCGUAGCCGUCGAUGGUACAAUCAUUAUCGAGCGAACCGACGAGAACGAACGCUUCUACGGCGAGCGCAUCUCCGUCACCGACAUCCUCGCCGGCAAGGCCCGCUACCCGCCCGAGUCCAUCAACACCCUCAUCCAAACCCUCAAAGCUGCCCAAGGAGACCGCGACGUAGAUGAAAGCCUGGUCCUGCCUCCCGGUGAGACGCCCGGCGAUAUCGAGCUCAACGACGGCCAUGCCUUUGGCGUCCCGUCGGCUGAGGAUCCGGACCCCUACGGAGUGAAAGCGUUGGAGGCUGAGGGCUUGUUUAUUCGGGAGGCCAGCACUAAGGUGAGGCCAAGCCCCGACACCUUUGAGUUCCGGCCCAAUCCGGGUAGUCCGGUCUAUGCGACUUUCGCUCGGCGCAGCCUUGAUAGCUCGCCGCGGAAUAGCUGGCGCGCGAGUAUGCAGAGCUAUUCUAGCGUCAACCGCGGGACUCAAACGGAUAAUAGCACGCAGACGGAUAUCCUUCCGCUAACCACACCCCCAUCAGUAAGCCGAGCGUCUUCGCGGAGUGCGAGGGAUUCGACGGGUGUUUCGGCUUCGAGCCUGUGGGGCGAGUCGAGAUGGGAUGCUGUGCCGAUUAAUUGUGAAAAGGAGGGGAAGGUUGAGGAGGAAGAUAACCAUCUGCUGGAUGCAAAGAGACUCAUUGCACAAGCUGAGAAUGAUUAUCAUGAGAGUGAGAAUGAGACUAGUAAGAUUGACCAUGACCAUGACCAUGAUCAUGUAAAGGAAGAUGAGGAUGAGGACGAGGAGGACCAGCCGAUUGACGACGACGAGGACUUCGAGGUCCACGAAGUCAGCAAUGCGACCAUCACCAAGCAGGAGCGAGCCGUCGAGUCGCCCGUUGAAGAACGUCCCGCUACAGCAGACUCUUCCUCGCGCAGUUCGCCCAACUUCACUCGCGCUCGUCUCGUCACCAUCCCCAAACGACCAACCCCACCCGCCCUUCCUCCCCGCCACCCACGACACACAUGGGGCUCCGGUUCCAGCCGCGAAUCCACCUCACCCACCGCCCUCUCGCAUUCAAGUCGCAGCACCGAGCCCACCGAAGCUGCCGGUGACUCCUGUGACCUGACCGAGCCGGUCAGCGGCGCCGCAAGCCUGCCUUCAAACGUGAGCACGCUCCAGACGAACACCGUUCUCCCGCUCGUGAUCGACGAAGACGACUUCGACGAGGAGGACCUCGCCGAGUCCGACUCCGAGCUGCCCACCGAGAAGGAGGAAUUCCACUCUGUGAACGGGGAUGCCGAGGACGAGGAUGCCGAGCCCGCCGAGGAAAAAUUGACCAAGGAUGUCGAGCCUAUGGAGAUUGGGACCCUUGAGAACCAGAUGGAGGCCCCGUCGCCGAAAUCGGGCAUCUCGCCUAAGUCCGAUAUCAACUCUGGAGAUCUCUCUCCCAAGUCUGAGGCUAGUUCGGGCACUGAGGUCGAACCCUCUACUCCGGAUCUUAAGCUGCAUGUCUUGGAGGAUGCUGCGGAUAAGCACACGGUUCAUGAACCCAAGGAUGAAGAGUUUGAUGUCAACAAGGUUCAUACUGAAGACCAGAGCCAUGAUGUUGUCAAUGUUCAUUCUCUGAAUGCUCAGGCCGCGUAA